Messenger RNA from Hyaloscypha bicolor E, 1085 nucleotides. RefSeq lists its product as uncharacterized. The record is from RefSeq and is a predicted model, not a curated record. The coding region runs from base 293 to 874 and encodes 193 amino acids. Lineage: Eukaryota; Fungi; Ascomycota; Leotiomycetes; Helotiales; Hyaloscyphaceae. The transcript has a single exon.
GUGGCUUUCACAUCCCCUCAUCUACGUCAUUCCCGUACAACCCUGGUAUCUCUUGCUUUCUACAAUCCAAAAAGCAGCCAGAGGCGCGCUUUCCCUUUUCGAUUCUAAAAUCGCGAUGAAAUCCGCAACGACAAGUAGUCACCACACUUCGCUAUCAAUAACUCCGAUUCCGGAUUAAAGAGAUCGGACUCACAUACCUGUCCUCUACCACUCAGCAAAACCACAACGCUUCACCCAAACAUACGAAAAGCUCCAGCAGGCGGUCGGUCGACAGAGAAACAUCACUUUCGCAAUGUCCAUCUUCCAGAUUACGCUUUCACUCUUCGCUUCUGCGGACGAGGUGACGGGAACUCAGAUGCCAGGAAACUCGUCAUCUUUCGACGCAGUACCGGUUGCACCAGAGCCCCUCAUGUCUUCCCUCCCUCUAUGGAAGCAACAACUGGAGAAAAAGCAAGCACGGAUCAAUGUCUGGAUGGACUCUAAUCGGGACACGGCGGAGAGAAUCGUGGUGUUUGCCGUAUUUCUUAUGGUGUUGAAAGCGUGUUGGAUCUGGGGUUGUAAGGGUUUAGAGGUUGGUAAAGAUUGGUGGGAAGAGAGGGGGAGGAAGGAGAAGUUUAAGGAGUGGAUGAUUGAGGAGAGGAGGAUGAGGAGGGAGAGGAAACCUGUAGUUGGGAUCUUGAGGGGAAGGGACGGGAAGGUGGUGAGGAAAAGAGUGAGUUGGGAGCAGGAUGGGCGAGGGCGCGGGGAAGCCGAUGGACGUGGUGAUUUGGAGGGGCAGAGGAAGCAAUUUGGGAGGGGAGAGAUUAUGAUUGAGGAAGUUAAGUGCGAGGAGAUAGUGCUUGACGUCGGCUUCCCAUCGAGCUGCUCGACUUAAAGUUUGCAAAUUCAAGCAAAAUGAGAUAACCCUUUGGCUGGCUUCUUCUCGAAAAAAUGCAGACAAAGUUUCUGCUGAGAUUUCCUUUAUAACGGAUCAAACUGGGACAAGCUGCAGUAUGCUUGUAAUCAAAUAUUUAUACGAGACCCAUUAGAGAAGUCUCGGUCAAGGUUGAAAUGGGAAAGUGAUUUGAGAAUGCAGUCAGAGUUCG